Messenger RNA from Oryctolagus cuniculus (rabbit), 1155 nucleotides. Lineage: Eukaryota; Metazoa; Chordata; Mammalia; Lagomorpha; Leporidae. The record is from RefSeq and is a predicted model, not a curated record.
AUGACCUCAUUUCGAGCUGCGGCAGGCGCGGGAGCGUGCGCGCUGCGGGGCGGACGCCCGGCCGGGCCCCGCUCGCCCCGCGCCGCCGCCGGCCGCCCUCCGCGGGCCGCGGCCCCGCCAUGGCGGCCGGCACGGCACGGCCGGGGGCUGGGCGCCACCCCGCCGCAGCCCCGCACCGGCGCCCCCGCCCCGCGGCCUCUCCAGAACAUUCGCGGCGCCCCCGGCCCGCCGGAGGCGGCUCCACAGGCCCCGGCCGCGGAGGCCGAACCGCGGCCGCUCGGGCACCGCGGCCGAGGGGCCCCCGGCCGCCCCCGCUCCCCGCCGCCGCCCCCGCACACCCCCGGGCCUGAGACCCCCGCAGCCCCCUCACCUUGGCUGAAGAACCGCACGGCCUCCGCGACGCAGCAGCACCGGGACGCUGGAGCAACUGGCGCGCCGCCCCCGCGCCGCCCUUAUAUAGAGGCGGGCCCGCCCAGCGCGCGGCGCCUUUUCGAGAAGCCUCCCGAACCUUCCGGAAGAACCCUCCCCAACCGCCACCGCGGCCACGCGCCUGCGCCUGCGCCCUGGCUGUGGCCCGCCCCUGCCCCGGGCUCGCGCACGACCCCGCGCAGGGAACGGCGGGCGCCCCCCGCCCGCCCGCGCCGCCGCGCGCCCUCGCGCCGGCCCCUGUGCGCCUGCGCGGGCUCGGCGCCUUCCGGGCUCCUAAGCCCGCCAAGCGCGGGCGCGAGCGCGGGCGCGUGCUGUGAAAUGUGCAAAAAAUGGCCCGUGGGUUAUGACAGCUCGGGGCCGCUCCCAACGAGUCGCCCGCGCAAGGUGCAGCGGCCUGGGGUGCAGGCCGCGCCAGCUUUCGGUCGCCGGGCCGGGUCGUCCGCUGUGUCUGGGGACUGGGUUUUGGAGUCGUGCUGCGGGCCUGCGGCGGCGGUUACGGGUCGAGGGCUGCGUUCCGGCGCCUGGGCUUCCGCAGAGGUGCGGCCCGAGGCCGGGCGUGAGGAGGGCGAGGGCCGCGGAAGCCCCCCGGGCCGGCUCCCCGAUGCCACGGCCUCCCCGUGCCCAGGUGCUGAACCACGCUCGCCCGGCCGCCGCCGCCGCCGGGGUUCCGGGAAACCCGAAAACCCGCUCUUCCAGGAGAAGGUUGGAGAGCGCUUGGGAGCGUGA